Messenger RNA from Micropterus salmoides (largemouth bass), 2863 nucleotides. RefSeq names its product nuclear inhibitor of protein phosphatase 1-like. Gene Ontology annotation, cellular component: nuclear speck. Bases 38 to 1087 code for a protein of 349 amino acids. Gene Ontology annotation, molecular function: mRNA binding; protein serine/threonine phosphatase inhibitor activity; protein binding. The transcript has 7 exons. NCBI's taxonomy places the organism in Eukaryota, Metazoa, Chordata, Actinopteri, Centrarchiformes, Centrarchidae. The record is from RefSeq and is a predicted model, not a curated record.
CCCAACAUACACUUCGCAUUUCAGAAGCUGAGGCAAGAUGGCGACUAAAAUAAGCAAAGAGAGUCCACCUCCUUUUGAUUGUCCAACAUGGGCAGGCAAGCCGCCUCCAGGGCUCCAUCUAGACGUGAUGAAGGGAGACAAACUGAUGGAGAAACUGAUCAUAGAUGAAAAGAAGUACUACCUGUUUGGGAGGAACCCUGACUGGUGUGACUUCACCAUUGACCAUCAGUCAUGCUCACGCGUCCACGCUGCCCUGGUCUACCACAAACACCUCAAAAGGGUCUUUCUCAUAGACCUUAACAGCACACACGGUACUUUCCUCGGACACAUCCGCCUGGAGGCACACAAGCCUCAGCAGGUUCCCAUAGACUCUACAAUAUCUUUUGGGGCCUCAACACGGACCUACACCAUCAGAGAGAAACCCCAAACCCAAGGCACCGCUGGCACAGGUGACAGUAAGACAGGAGAGGAUGAGGAGUUGAAGGGACUGCUUGGGCUUCCAGAGGAAGAGACAGAGCUGGAGAACCUGACAGAGUUCAAUACAGCUCACAACAAGCGCAUCUCCCUACUGACCAUAGAGGAAGGUAAUCUGGAAAUCCAGAGGCCUAAGAGGAAACGGAGGAACUCCAGGGUUACCUUCAAUGAAGAGGACUCCAUAAUUAACCCAGAGGAUAUAGACCCCUCGGUGGGACGCUUUAGAAAUAUGGUGCAGACUGCUGUCAUCCCCAUCAAGAAACGUAGAUCAGAGGGCCAAAACACUCUCGGCCUUGAUGACGUGACUUCAAAACGCAUUCACGGCUACAGCUUAGGCGGUGGUCUCUAUGGGGACUUGCCUCCCACCAGUCAUGAGAACCAGCCAACAGGAGCACCAGGAGGCGCUUCUAUGCAGGGAGGGCUUCCUCUGCCAUUCCCCAAUCCAGCACCAGAGGUGGACCUGGCCCCAGAGGCUCCUCAACCCCCUGUCACUCUCAACCCAACACCUGUCACGGCCCCCUACUUACCAGAGACCCACAACGAACCACGCAAAAAGAAGUAUGCCAAAGAAGCUUGGCCAGGCAAAAAACCUACCCCUUCGCUACUCAUCUAACCAGUUUCUUAAAGCUGCUGACUCUCAGGUUCCAGCAGAUACAUCAGGGACUGUGACCUGGCAGAGGUGGAGUCAUUCACCUCGCAAUUUUCUUUUUUUAUUUGUUCAUCAGCACCACUCAUCAUCAUCACAAAAAUGUUCCUGUGGUUUUUCAGAAGAUGUAAUCUACAUUACUAAGUCAGCAGUUGAUAGGUCAGAAAACAACAGAAUUAACAUUUAUUUACAAGAUCCGGAAAUGAGUAUUUGAGCCUCAGAGUGGCAGUUAGAUAUGUAGACGGCUACAUGGAUAUAAUGGGUCACUGAGUUACGUUUUUGAUGUGUUGGAUGUAAAGUUGGAUUUUUUUUUUUUACUAAUUUUUUUUCCACUUUUUGGGAAUUUUGAUAAUGCUGUUAAACAAAUGGCACAAAGUACUUUUAUAUUGGAUAUUUUACUGUGAGAAGUCAGAUAAGCCAGAGAAUCCAUACAUGAAGUCAGUUUCUAUCAAAACACAGGGCUGCUUUUUAUUUUGAAGACCUAUUGAUAUAAUGUGCUUAAAUGUUUUACUCACUGAAACAUUUCCGUUUCACGUGUUAGACUGAUGUGACAUCAACUGAAUGAAGUGUCUUGUAUUUCUCCUACAAGCCACGAAGGUGAUUUGUGCACAAAUGUUUUCGGGGAAGGUUUGGCUGCAGACUUGCAGAUGUCAUUGUUUUUGGCCUUUUUCACUAAUCUUAACCUUGUCCAAAAUCUAUUUGUGGCAUCUCAUGGAAGUGGUGCUUCUAGUUAUCAAUUUGGAUUCUCCUGCAGAUAAAAGCCAUUUGCGCUGUCCAAACAGUAUGUUGAUCAUAUUUGUCCUUUGGCUUUUCCCACUAUAUUGAGUUUUAAAUGGUUUGACUAUUUUCCCAGCUCCAUUAAACGAUAAAUACAAGGAUUUUACAGUUUUCUACUUGGUGAGUAAUUGGACUGUUAAAUAGCUGAAUUGGAAUGGCAGAAUAGUAACAAAUUCCACCAGAAUAAAAAGUUACUAAAAACUGAAUGAUCUGGAUUUAUUAAGUUUUUAAGUACAAUUAAAUAUAUACAAUAUACUGUUCAUGUUUUGUUUGCCCUGAACUGACUUGAGACAUAGUAACAGUGUCUUUGCACAGUAACAAAAAAAAUAUAUAUAACCGUGUCAAAUGUGUAACGAACAGGCAGAACACCAUGUAAUUGGUUUAUAUAGAGCGUAGGCCAAGUGUGAAGGUCCCAUGAAAUGCUAUUAUUACUUUUUAAGGGUAAUUUUGCUAAUUUAUUUAGCUUUUAUUCAAAGAUGAACAGUAGAGCAGUGACAGUAAAUUACAGGAGUGGGGAAGUGACCUACAGUAGAGGCCCUUAUCUGUAAUAACACCCAAGAUGUUGUGGUCAGAGUGUAUCGUAUUCAUCUUCACCACAAUGCUGCCACAACACCUCUUUGUAGUUCCUUUCGAAAGAAGUGGGACAUUACAUUGAAAGUAACACUCUUAGGUAAACACAGGGGCUAGUAGUUAUAGUUAGAAAGGCGGUUGAAGUUCGUAGAACAUGCAGAAAGAUCGGAUGUGGUCGGACUCAAGGACCUUGUUCGCACCACUAAAAAUGCUGUCCAGGAAGGAGCUGUUUCUAGGAAUUUCUCUGGCCAUUUCAUGGGAUCUUUAAAUAAGAAAAAGGUUGAAGAUCAGAGAUCAAAGGCAGACGUUUACAAACUGUGCUGGUGACUUUUUGUCCUUGUGGGCGUGUGGAUUUUGUAAUCAUAUGACUGUAAAUAAAAAAUGAAUUACUUUUGA